AUGUACAGGAGUGUCCGUUGCCUUUAUAAUUGGAACUGUGCUAACAUGGAGGACCUUGGCAUUGACAGUUGUAAGGGUUCACAAAGCUGGGAUGCUGGUGAAGCAUGGAUAAUAUGCAGGAGGAUUGAGGUGUUAGAAGAAGAUGGUUGUGUCCUUGAAUCUGCUAAUGGAAAUCCCACUUUUGAUUUUCGAAAAUCUGAAUUAGUACCUAUAAAUGUCAUUGAUUUUGGAAAGGUCAAAGUUGAAGCACCGCGUGAGGUCCACAAACAACCACUUGCCAAGAAGCUUCCUAAUUAUAAUGUGACGGUGGGUCGUUGUUUCCAGCCUAUUUAUGUUUUAAUGUUUGAUACAUAUUCCAAUCAAAUUCCAUUUUUUAAAGUACCUGAAGUAGUGGUUAAGGUCGAAUGUAACAAGGGUGUUAACCUUAAAGUUUACAAAUGGAGCCCAUCUAUAUCAUUUGGCAUGUCGGCUCUCAUACUCAAGGAUUUGAUCAUUGGGAGCUCUAAUUAG
Molecule: messenger RNA, 510 nt
Organism: Lactuca saligna
Lineage: Eukaryota; Viridiplantae; Streptophyta; Magnoliopsida; Asterales; Asteraceae
Source: the annotation of a GenBank genome assembly